AAUCUCAGCUCCUAGCCAUUAAAAAAACUCAUUCCUCAAAAAAAAAGAAACACUCCUCCCCAGAUGCGCCGCUGCACCCACUCCCAUCGAUGCGCCGCCGUCCCCGUCUCCAUGCUCCACCGCCGCCCCCCGUCUCCAUGCUCCAUCGCCGCCCCCACCUCUCCCACCUGACGUUUGUGCUUCUAGAUCGAAGCCCAUGACGACGGCGCUCCCAGGUCGGUGACGCGACACUCCUGGAUCGUCCUCAUCAAGGAAGCGCGGCUUCCAGCCAACUAUGACCAAGAGAGGCCCCCGGAUCUGCGCUCCCGCGGCUGACGGCGGCCAUGACGAGGCUGCUCUAGAGCACCCCCUCCCCGGCGGCGAGAGAUUGGCCUCCACGUACAUGGAGUUGACCCCGGUUUUCAGGGAUGGUGCUGCUAGCGUUCAACACCAUGGACGGACGGAUGCUGGGCAGAACCCAGGCCAUGACAAUGCAGGCACAUAUCAAGGAUUCUCGACACCCUCAACUGAAGCUCCAACUCAAUUACUUCCCGUGCUGGACAUUGCUCCAACAUCGUCGUUCCGUCCAUGCUUCGAAUUGAUGGGUUGCCGUUCUGCCGACCUUGCCGGAAUCAAGUCUGCCCGUGCUCCAGCCAAGAUACGUCGUUUCGGGUGCUCGAGCAGUACUAAUUUAUAUUCAUGCUGCUAAUUUAACGAUUAUUUUGGUCGUGCCUAUCGAUUGGCCUGCGAGUGUCAAUUUGUUUUCCAGUGAACUUAAUCUUUCUUAUUUUCAUGAUUAGCAAAAUCAUUGCAGACCGCUUGUUUGUUGUCUGAACAAAAGACAUCUCUGAAAAUUCGAUAGAGCCUUGGACCGAGUUUACAUCUGUUAUCAUCUGUGUUCGAAAUUUGAUUUAGGUCUAUAGGAAAAGGCUAAGCUAAACCAUGUUACUACACAACAGCCAAAAGUUUGACUGAUAUAUAUCAGUAAUAUGGUACUAUCUUGACUGGUGAAUUCAGAACUGAUGCUUGCUACGUGCUACUAAUUUUCAUACUGAUAGACUUAACCAAAUAAUGUAUCAGUUGGGUAAAGUAAUCCAUUGCCCUUCUAGGAAAAUUUCAGCAAUUAGCCAGAAUCCAAUGCCACCCAUGGUUAGUAUUGUGGGUGUCCAUUAGUACUACCAACGUACUGUAGCCAGAUACAAGUAGUACAGACAGGUACUAAUCAGCGUCGCUCUGCAUCCUAAUUUCACAGUGAACUUGCCGCUGAUCAAUUACAGUUCUAUAACAAUGGUGAAAAUCUCACAUUUUCUCUUGGCAGAAAACAGUUUACAGAACAUAGCCAAUUAAUGUUUUGUAUGAAUCAGAGCUUGAUAAUUAAUUCAUCUGAAGAUAAAUUGGUUGUAGUUUGACUGUCUGCAUCGUUGUUGCUUCCUUAUUUUAUAAAUCUUCAUCCUAGAAUAUGUGCUAAGCACACACUAGGUUGAUUCGGCUAUUGUAGAACUCUACAUUUUAUUAUACAAAAAUAUUUCUGUUGUUUUUCAGCUUAGUGGAAAAGUUCGUUCGAAGCUUUGACUAGCAUCCAACCAGAGGAAUACCAUGAAAGGUUAGCAGUCUUAUAAGUUUAGAAGUGUGGCAUGGGUAGGGAUUUUGUUUUUCUGGUAACACAGUACUUGGUCAGGUUUUAGAGUGUGGUCCCAGGUCUCAUAGUAUUGAGAGCUUUGCUAUAUGUUGGAGAAAUUAUAUACUCCCUCCGUUCCUAAAUAUAAGUCUUUGUAGAAAUUCCACUAUACACCACAUACGGAUGUAUAUAGACAUACUUUAUAGUAUAGAUUCACUGAUAGACUUAACCAAAUAAUGUAUCAGUUGGGUAAAGUAAUCCAUUGCCCUUUUAGGAAAAUUUCAGCAAUUAGUCAGAAUCCAAUGCCACACAUGGUUAGUAUUGUGGGUGUCCAUUAGUACUACCAACGUACUGUAGCCAGAUACAAGUAGUACAGACAGGUACUAAUCAGCGUCGCUCUGCAUCCUAAUUUCACAGUGAACUUGCCGCUGAUCAAUUACAGUUCUAUAACAAUGGUGAAAAUCUCACAUUUUCUCUUGGCAGAAAACAGUUUACAGAACAUAGCCAAUUAAUGUUUUGUAUGAAUCAGAGCUUGAUAAUUAAUUCAUCUGAAGAUAAAUUGGUUGUAGUUUGACUGUCUGCAUCGUUGUUGCUUCCUUAUUUUAUAAAUCUUCAUCCUAGAAUAUGUGCUAAGCACACACUAGGUUGAUUCGGCUAUUGUAGAACUCUACAUUUUAUUAUACAAAAAUAUUUCUGUUGUUUUUCAGCUUAGUGGAAAAGUUCGUUCGAAGCUUUGACUAGCAUCCAACCAGAGGAAUAACAUGAAAGGUUAGCAGUCUUAUAAGUUUAGAAGUGUGGCAUGGGUAGGGAUUUUGUUUUUCUGGUAACACAGUACUUGGUCAGGUUUUAGAGUGUGGUCCCAGGUCUCAUAGUAUUGAAAGCUUUGCUAUAUUUUGGAGAAAUUAUAUACUCCCUCCGUUCCUAAAUAUAAGUCUUUGUAGAAAUUCCACUAUACACCACAUACGGAUGUAUAUAGACAUACUUUAUAGUAUAGAUUCACUCAUUUUGCUCCGUAUGUAGUCCAUAGUGCACUCUCUACAAAGAUUUAUAUUUAGGAACGGAGGGAGUAGCUGUUAUCUUGGUAAAACCUCCUAUGACCCUGUUUGGCAGCUCUCCGCUCGGCAGCUCCGCUCCUCGAGCAGCCGGAGCAUCAUCGAACAAGUCAACUCUGCGUUUUCUUCGUCCCAGAGCGGAGCGGCCUGCAGGCCAUUUUCUUGGAGUCGCCAAAGUGUCGCUCCUCGCGUUCCUGUAUUUCACGAAGCUGGUGGAUUGCCGAAUAAAUAAUGUUAUUGCUACUUUGUUAAGUGUUUAAGCAUGCCUACUAUGAUCCUGCGCUUCUUACUCUUUGUGCAUGGCUUGAUGUCAAAACACCAAACUUAACAUUUGCUUGAUUAAUUCAGUCCAGCCUUUGUUU
Triticum urartu is the source of this 3011-nucleotide messenger RNA. Lineage: Eukaryota; Viridiplantae; Streptophyta; Magnoliopsida; Poales; Poaceae. The record is from RefSeq and is a predicted model, not a curated record.